Blepharisma stoltei is the source of this 1542-nucleotide messenger RNA. Lineage: Eukaryota; Ciliophora; Heterotrichea; Heterotrichida; Blepharismidae. The record is from the annotation of a GenBank genome assembly.
AUGGAAGAAUAUCCCUUAAGCAUUGCAGACAGAAUCUGUGGAGAACUUGAAGAAAAAAACAGAGUUUUAAACGAAUACGUGAAAGAUCGUGAAGACAUAGGAGACAAAGAAGGUGUCAUCCAAGUUCGCAUACACCAAAUGGCUUUAUGCAAGGUUUUAGUCAAUGUCCAUAACCGAAGUCCUCUCAUUCUAGUUCAAGCCCAUACAAAUUUAGGAGAAAGCUACUUGAACAAUGAGUAUUACGAGCAAGCUUUGGAGCACUUAACUACAGCUUUAAAGCUGAACAGCUCCUUAUUUAAUCAAUAUGAAGACACAAAGCCUUAUCAUCCUCACAUUUUAACUCUUCUCGGCAAGUGCUAUUUGGGUGCUGGAGGGAUUGACGAUUCUUUGAAUUUACUUGAAAAAGCCCUGAAGAUGAAUCAGUCAUUGCUAGGCAAUGACCAUAUUAGUAACUCCCCAGUCCUUUCAGCACUUGCGCAGGUACAGUUAAAGAAAAAAGAGUAUACGAAAGCUUUGGAUUGCUUGACAACCGUAUGGGAGCUUCACGAGAAAACAUUUGGAAUGAAGCAUGAGUCUUUGGUAGGUAUAUAUACUGAAAUGGCUAAAGUUCACCAUAAACAAAACGAUCUCCCAAAUGCAAUUGAUUGCCAAAAGCGAGCACUAAAUCUUAUGAGUGAACUUGAUAUUAACACUGAUGCUACCGCUGACAUAGCAGUUACUCUUGCUCAGUGGCUUCAAGAUUCAAAUAAUUUCCCUGAGGCCCUAGAUGCUUUAACUCCCGAAUCUGUAAGUGAGCAAAAUAAUUUUGUUCGCUCACGGAGGGAUUACUUUUUUUAAAAAAAUUAUAUAGUAAAUAUUUUUCGAAAUAAUUUUAAAAUAAAUAUUAAUUUAAUUUGUAAAACUAUGUUUUAAAAUGCAAGCUCUUUAAAAUUAAGCAUAAUUAGCAAGAAAUUUCAUUAUACUAAUUAUCACUUAUAUAUCAAUUUAUCAAAAAUUUUUGUUCAUUCACGGAGGGUGGGGUUUUACCCAAAAAAUAGGGAUUUUCAAUGAUUUUGUUCGUGCGAGGGGGAGUAAAGAAACGCUGAACAUGUUUAUGAAUAUAAUCAUGGUAUGAUCGACAAAUCCACUGCAAAGGUCAAGCGAAGCAUUUGCAUGCUCCUCCUAAAAGCUAGCGAGUAUGAGGAAGCCUUAGAGGAAUGUUUAGAACUUGAAGAAAUUGAUCGAUCUUUAUUUGGGGAAAAAAGUCAGCAGUAUGGUAAAAAUCUUAAAGUAAUCGGAACAAUUUAUAUGAUUCUAAACAGAUACUCUGAAGCCCAUGAUUACUUCAGCAAUUCUUUGGAAAUUUUUUCUAAACUGAAAAACUCGAAGAAGACGGUAAAAGAAAUCAAAGAAAAGCUUCAGCAAAUUGAUGCAGCAUUAAAGGAAAACCCAGAACUUUACAAUAAUAGAUCGAAGAAAGUUGAUAAGCUGCCAAAAAUGCAGCACGAAGAGGAUGAGAGAGCUGAUAGUGGAUCAAAAAGCGAUGAAAAUAAUAGCAUAUAA